AUGGGCGCCGCCGCGUGGGCUUCGUCGCCCCUGCCGCUGCGUGUGUCUCUCCUGCUGCUGAGUCUGCCGCUCCCGGGGCUGCCCGUGGGCUCCUGGGACCCGGCCGGUUACCUGCUCUACUGCCCAUGCAUGGGGCGCUUCGGGAACCAGGCUGAUCACUUCUUGGGCUCCCUGGCUUUUGCAAAGCUGUUGAACCGCACCUUGGCUGUACCCCCUUGGAUCGAGUACCAGCAUCACAGGCCUCCCUUCACCAAUCUCCAUGUGUCCUACCAGAAGUACUUCAAGCUGGAGCCCCUCCAGGCCUACCAUCGGGUUAUCAGCCUAGAGGACUUCAUGGAGAAGCUGGCACCCACUCACUGGCCCCCCGAGAGGCGAGUGGCAUACUGCUUUGAAGUGGCAGCCCAGCGAAGCCCUGAUAAGAAGACAUGCCCCAUGAAGGAAGGAAAUCCCUUUGGCCCAUUUUGGGAUCAGUUUCAUGUGAGUUUCAACAAGUCCGAGCUUUUUUCAGGCAUUUCCUUCAGUGCCUCCUACAAAGACCAAUGGAUUCAGAGAUUUUCUCCAAAGGAACAUCCAGUGCUGGCCCUGCCGGGAGCCCCCGCCCAGUUCCCCGUCCUGGAGGAGCACAGACCACUCCAGAAGUAUGUGGUAUGGUCAGAUGAGAUGGUGAGGACGGGAGAGGCCCACAUUCUCACCCACCUCAUCCGGCCGUACGUGGGCAUUCACCUGCGCAUUGGCUCUGACUGGAAGAACGCCUGUGCCAUGCUGAAGGACGGGACUGCAGGCUCCCACUUCAUGGCCUCCCCACAGUGUGUGGGCUACAGCCGCAGUACGGCGGCCCCCCUCACCAUGACUAUGUGCCUCCCCGACCUGAAGGAAAUCAGACGGGCCGUGAAGCUCUGGGUGGAAGCACUGAAUGCCCAGUCGGUCUACAUCGCCACGGAUUCCGAGAGUUAUGUGCCUGAGAUCCAAGAGCUCUUCAAAGGGAAGGUGAAGGUGGUGAGCCUGAAGCCUGAUGUGGCCCAGAUCGACCUGUACAUCCUUGGCCAAGCUGACCACUUUAUUGGCAACUGUGUCUCCUCCUUUACUGCCUUUGUGAAGCGGGAACGGGACCUCCAGGGAAGGUUGUCCUCUUUCUUCGGCAUGGACAAACCCCCUCAGCUGCGGGAUGAGUUCUGA
Canis lupus familiaris (dog) is the source of this 1176-nucleotide messenger RNA. RefSeq names its product protein O-fucosyltransferase 1 (gene POFUT1). Gene Ontology annotation, molecular function: peptide-O-fucosyltransferase activity. Gene Ontology annotation, biological process: regulation of Notch signaling pathway; Notch signaling pathway; protein O-linked glycosylation via fucose. NCBI's taxonomy places the organism in Eukaryota, Metazoa, Chordata, Mammalia, Carnivora, Canidae. The record is from RefSeq and is marked provisional. Gene Ontology annotation, cellular component: endoplasmic reticulum.